AAUUAUAUUUUCUGCAUACAGUCUGGCUACGCAUUUUUGGUCUCCGAGAUUGUUGGCAACGUUGCGCGUCUGACAUUUCGACAAAGAGAGAGAGAGAGAGAGAGAGAGAACACGAGAACUGAGCAAGGCACAAACUCAUUUAUUUCUAGAAAAGUCCGACAGCGGAAUUAUUGCAAUUUCUGCUCAUUACUUUGCGUGGUAACGGUGUGUUUAUCGCAAUUUAAAAUUAAUUAAUCAGUAAAAAAGACAUUGCAAGUGGUAUAGUAUGGACAAGGUGAACGAACUGAAAGAAAAAGGCAACACGGCGCUAAAUGCCGAGAAGUUUGACGAGGCGAUUGCGGCCUACACAGAAGCCAUUGCGCUGGAUGCCAAUAAUCAUGUGCUGUUCAGUAACCGGUCGGCGGCCUAUGCCAAAGCCGCAAAGUUCAGGGAAGCCCUGGAGGAUGCCGAGAAGACCAUUGCAUUGAAUCCAAGCUGGGCGAAGGGUUAUUCGCGUAAGGGUGCUGCUGCCGCGGGUCUCCGUGACUACAUGAAGGCCUUUGAAGCGUACAAUGAGGGUUUGAAGUACGAUCCGCAAAAUGCAAUGCUGUUGCAAGGUCGCACAGAAAUCACUGCCUCAGUGCUGAACUAUAUGCAAUCGCAGGGUGAUAUUCCCAUGGAUAUUGAUCCCCAGCAGUCCAGUAGCAGCGGAGGAGGAGGAGGCAACAGCUUUGACUCAACACCAGCAUCCAAGCCGGCUGAGCCACCGAAGCCGGCUGAGCCCAGGCCAGAGGAUAUGACCGAGGAGGAGCGCAACAAGUACUUUGCCAAGAAGGAAAAGGAACUGGGCAAUGCGGCAUACAAAAAGAAGGAAUUCGACACUGCCCUCCAGCACUAUAAUGCUGCCAUUGAGCACGAUCCGACUGAUAUCACAUUUCACAACAACAUUGCGGCCGUUUACUUUGAGCGCAAGGAGUACGAUGCCUGCAUCAAGCAGUGCGAAAAGGGAAUUGAAGUGGGUCGCGAGAAUCGGGCGGACUUUAAGCUGAUUGCCAAGUCUUUGGCUCGCAUUGGCAAUACCUAUCGCAAAUUGGAGAACUACAAGCAGGCAAAGUUCUACUAUGAGAAGGCCAUGUCCGAGCAUCGCACUCCUGAGAUCAAGACUUCGUUGAGCGAGGUGGAAGCUAAAAUCAAGGAGGAGGAACGACGCGCUUAUAUUGAUCCAACCAAAGCUGAGGAGGAAAAAGAAAAGGGCAAUGAGUACUUCAAAAAGGGUGAUUACAGCAAUGCUGUCAAACAUUAUUCGGAGGCAAUUAAGCGCAAUCCCGAUGAUCCCAAACUGUACAGCAAUCGCGCUGCCUGCUACACAAAGCUAGCCGCUUUUGAUCUGGGCCUAAAGGAUUGCGACACUUGCAUCAAGUUGGACGAGAAAUUCAUCAAGGGUUACAUACGAAAGGGCAAAAUUCUGCAGGGCAUGCAACAAACCUCAAAGGCUUCGACGGCAUACCAGAAGGCACUUGAACUGGAUCCUAACAAUGCCGAAGCAAUUGACGGCUAUCGUCAAUGCUCAAUGAACUUCCAACGCAAUCCUCAAGAAGUGCUUAAGAAUGCCAUGUCCGAUCCAGAAAUUCAGCAAAUCCUGAAGGAUCCGGCCAUGCGGAUGAUUCUCGAACAGAUGCAAAAUGAUCCAAAUGCUGUCAAGGAACACUUACAAAAUCCAGCCAUUGCCGAUAAGAUAAUGAAGCUGCUGGAAUCGGGCAUUAUACAGAUACAUUAGGACUUAUCCAAAUAUCCACAUCUAUCGCUAACAUUCAGGAGACACGACACAACCAAUUUGCAUAUACAUUAGAAUUGAACUAAGAAGUCGCACUGCGCGCCCUCAAAACUAAUAACAUUUCCAAAAUGAGAAACUAUCUUGGAUAUCGAUAUCGCAACGCUAAACGCUAAGCUCACUAAAGGAAAACCAUUACAUACAACACUUAUGUCUACACUGUCUGCAUAGUUGAUUUACGCAGAUGUUGGUGGAGUAGUACCACAAACAAACCGUGGUCCUCAAAUUCAUUUUACAUAAUAUGCUGUAGCUUAGCUCUAAAAAUAAGUUUUUCAAUGUAAAAUAAAUACAAGUCAAACAAAGGUAAUUGUAUAUUACAAACUA
Molecule: messenger RNA, 2134 nt
Organism: Drosophila innubila
Lineage: Eukaryota; Metazoa; Arthropoda; Insecta; Diptera; Drosophilidae
Gene: Stip1
Product: stress-induced-phosphoprotein 1
Exons: 5
Coding region: 266-1756 (496 amino acids)
Molecular function (GO): Hsp90 protein binding
Source: RefSeq, a predicted model, not a curated record